This is a messenger RNA of Talaromyces amestolkiae, 1425 nucleotides long. RefSeq lists its product as uncharacterized. Gene Ontology annotation, molecular function: FAD binding. The transcript is spliced from 4 exons. The coding region runs from base 1 to 1425 and encodes 474 amino acids. NCBI's taxonomy places the organism in Eukaryota, Fungi, Ascomycota, Eurotiomycetes, Eurotiales, Trichocomaceae. The record is from RefSeq and is a predicted model, not a curated record.
AUGACGACGGAGAAGAAUGGAUUCAGGGUGAUCGUUGCCGGUGGUGGUAUUGCUGGACUUGCCAUGUCUCAUGCCCUGCAAUUAGCAGGAAUUGAUCACGUUGUUUUGGAGGGUUAUUCGGAUGUUCGAUCACAUGUCGGGGCAAGUAUUGGGCUAUGGCCGAAUGGUAUUCGGGUCCUUGAACAGAUGGGAUGCUGGAAGGAUAUCAAGGGUAAUUGUGCGCCAAUGCAGGAUAGUUAUAAUCAUCUACCAAAUGGCAAGAUCAUAAGUGUCAGCCGACUGGCAGAUAUGAUCAAAGUUCGUCAUGGAUACGACUUCGUUGUUCUCGAGCGCCAAUUAGUUGUAUCGUCCUUGUACGACAAUCUUCCUGACAAGUCCAAGAUACUGGUGAAUAAACGGGUGUCGACGGUCACGGAGACAGAUCAAAGUGUUAAGGUCCAAGUUGAAGAUGGAUCCACUUAUGAGGGCGAUAUAGUUGUUGGUUGCGAUGGAGUCAAUAGCACGGUCCGAGAAUUUAUGUGGGCCAAUGCGAACAAGGCAGUUCCGGGAUUGAUUCCAGCAACAGAGAAGAGAUGUUUUGGUCCCGAAAUGCCUGGUAUGGGAUGUGGUGACUGCCAUACCGUUCAUAACCGCGGAUUCUCUUUCUUGAUUAUCACACAGCCAAGAAGGACUUUCUUCUUUGUAUUCAUCAAGUUACCAAAGGUCAUGCAUUGGCCCGAAAGAGCACGAUUUACUGCCGAAGAUGCUGAAAGAGAGGCGUCCAAGUUAUUUGAUCUUCCUAUCAGCCAGACAGUUCUUUUCGGAGAAUUAUGGCAAAAAAGAAUUCGUGGCCAACUUAUUGCUCUCGAAGAGGUUGUAUUUGACCAUUGGCAUCAUGGUCGGAUUGCUAUCCUGGGUGAUUCAGCACACAAGCUGACAAUCAAUCUUGCAUUUGGCGGAAACUCUGCCUUAGAAAGCACCGCAGCACUCGUGAACGGUCUCAAUCGAGAGCUCAAGGCCCACCCCAACCGAAGGCUGAGCAAGGAUACAAUUUCAAGGAUUUUUGAGGAGUAUCAAGAAUUACGGAAGCCUCGAAUGAAAAAGGUCUUGAACUUAGCAUACCAAAUGACGCGUCUACAAGCCUGGGACGGACGGUUAAUGAAGUUCAUUCAGCGAUAUAUAGUUCCUUUAAUGGGUGACGAUCGUGUAGCUGACCAUUUUGCCGGUCUUGUCAAGGGAGGGGUCAAGCUUGACUUUGUCCCUCUACACAACCCUCCUGUCGGUACAGUGCCAUGGGAUGAUGAUCUCUCACAAAAGGGCUCUCUUAGCGCUUCCAAACGCUCUUCAACAUUUGGCUUCUGGGCAAUUGGCCUCAUUCUCAGCCUGAACCUUUCUUACUACGUCGUUUCAUUGUUUCGAAACCAGAAUGGAGUUUUGUCUUUGUGA